Molecule: messenger RNA, 933 nt
Organism: Perognathus longimembris pacificus (Pacific pocket mouse)
Lineage: Eukaryota; Metazoa; Chordata; Mammalia; Rodentia; Heteromyidae
Product: olfactory receptor 5B2-like
Exons: 1
Coding region: 1-933 (310 amino acids)
Biological process (GO): sensory perception of smell; G protein-coupled receptor signaling pathway
Cellular component (GO): membrane
Molecular function (GO): odorant binding; olfactory receptor activity; G protein-coupled receptor activity
Source: RefSeq, a predicted model, not a curated record
AUGGUGAACUGCACGGGAGUGACACAGUUCAUCCUCCUAGGCCUAACUCCCAACCCGGAACUGCAAGUUCCUUUCUUCAUCAUGUUCACUCUCAUUUAUCUCAUCAAUGUUGUUGGGAACCUGGGGAUGAUUGUGUUGAUUCUCCUCAACCCUCGUCUCCACACCCCCAUGUACUUUUUCCUCGGAAACCUAUCUCUAGUGGACUUUGGAUACUCCUCAGCUGUUACUCCCACGGUCAUGAGUGAGUUCCUUACAGGACAUAAAGUGGUCUCCUACAAUGCUUGUGCUGCUCAGAUGUUCUUUUUUGUAGCCUUUGCUACUGUGGAGAAUUACCUCUUGGCCUCCAUGGCUUAUGAUCGCUAUGCAGCAGUGUGUAAGCCCCUCCAUUACACCACCACCAUGACUACUAGUGUGUGUGUUCAUCUGAUCAUAGGGUCCUAUACUUGUGGUCUCCUGAACUCCAUGUUUCAUGUGGCAGACAUAUUUAGUCUCUCAUUUGGAAAAUCCUAUGUGGUCCACCACUUCUUCUGUGAUGUUCCAGCUGUCAUGGCUCUUUCUUGUUCAGAUACUCACGUUAGUGAAGUGUUUCUGGUUUUUUUGUCAAGCUUUAAUGUCUUUUUUGCUCUUCUGGUUAUCUCCAUCUCCUAUCUGUUCAUAUUUGUCACCAUCUUGAAGAUGCACUCAUCUCAGGGACACCAAAAGGCCUUGUCUACCUGUGCAUCUCACCUGACUGCUGUCUCCAUUUUCUAUGGGACUGUCAUCUUCAUGUACCUCCAGCCCAGCUCCAGUCACUCCAUGGACACGGACAAAAUGGCAUCUGUGUUUUACACGAUGGUCAUCCCCAUGCUCAACCCUGUGGUCUACAGCCUGAGGAACAAGGAGGUCAAUAGUGCAGUUAAGAAGAUGUUUGAGAAGGCAGAAAGUUCUGUAUAA